UUGUCAAAGAAAGAAGAAAAUUAUCCAUCGUUCUUGAGGUAUAUGCAAAUUUUAUUCCACGUCGAAUUGUGAAAAUCAAUAAAUAAAAUAUUAAAUAAUUGCACAAAUUCUUCAUAAAACUUUACUUUUGCAGUUCUUCGUACAUAACAUAUAAAAAGAGUCACAGAAACCCAGCCAUUGACUUCAGCAUAAGCGCUGGCAGAGCAAACCAAGGAAAACAAAUGAAAAUUAUGGCUGACUUGGACGCAGUGCACCUGGGCUUGGAUGAAAAUGAAGCAGAUAUUGCCGAGGAACUGCAAGAUUUCGAUGACUCCUUCGAUACGCGGAGUGAGGCGUCUGAAUCAGGUUCGGAGUCGUCGGACUCCCAGCCAAGUAUUAGUUCAGUUAGCUCGGUAGCGUCGUCUGUCGCUGACAAGCGCAAGACCAAGAUAAAGAAGAAAGUAAUUAAGGAAAGUGAAAAGAAAGUAGGUACGAAGCGUUCUUCGUCGCCAGGUGGCGGAGCAAUGAAUGGCAAGAAUAUUGCGAGUGGUGGGAAGAAAAAACGAAGUACCGCAGAUGCGUCGCAUAAAGAUGCCGAAUCAUCAGGUAAAGCUGCAGAAAGUAAAGCUAGUAGCAGCAAAGAGAAGAAGCUUCAGAAAAAGGCAAGCAGCAGUGCAAGCAAAAACUCUUCCGCUACAGCAGCCAACAGCAAUGGCCCGGCAAAUACAAGCAGUGGUUCAAUAUCAGCUCAUGCAAACACCAGCGGCAAUAAGAGCGAGGCUAGCGAUGCUGAAGACAAGACAACAUCGAAGACACCUUUCGAUAGUGAUUCAGAAUCGGAAGAUUCCGAUUCAGCAGCAAAUAUAAAACGUAAUGGACGAAAGGCGAUCUCUAAGAGCGCUUCACCAGAAAAGAAGACACAAGGUGGAACUAAUGCUAGUGGAAAAUCUUACGAUUAUAUGACUAAACUGAACUACUUAUUCCGUGGUACUCACUUCUUCCUAAUUAAAUCAAAUAAUGCAGAUAAUGUGGCCAUUGCAAAAUCCAAAAAUGUAUGGGCCACAUUACCCCAAAAUGAAGCAAAUCUUAAUCAGGCAUUCAAGGAGUCGCGCAAUGUUUUGCUAAUCUUCUCCGUCAACGAGAGUGGCAAAUUUGCCGGGUUUGCUCGCAUGAGUGCACAAUCGCGGCGGGACCUUUCGCAUCCUGCUUGGGUAUUACCACCUAGUAUUUCACCUAAGGCCUUGGGCGGUAUAAUUGAGCUCGAUUGGAUUUGCCGCAAGGAGCUUUCAUUCAACUGCACUUCACAUCUGUACAAUACUUGGAAUGAAAGCAAGCCGGUGAAAAUUGGGCGUGAUGGUCAGGAAAUUGAACCUAAAGUCGGUUCGGAACUGUGUCGUUUGUUCCCAGAAGAUGAAAAAAUCGAAAUGACGCCCAUAUUACGAAAAUCCAAAGAGACUGCUAAAAUGAUGCGUGAGAAGGGUAUACGUGUUUCCUAUCGUCCACCGCGAAGCUUAUCGUCACGUGGCAGCCGUGGUGGAGGUGGUGGCAGCAGAGCUUACUCGGGCUUUCAUCAAGGGGAUCGUCGUGCUGGUGGUGGUGGUGGUGGCGGUGGUCCAAUGCGACACCGCCGAACAUUUAGCUCAGGGCCACAUCGUCCUUACAAACUACCACCUAUUGGAAUGCCACCUGGAGGUGGUUUUAAACGCUCUUCUUCGCCAUAUCGUAGCGGUGGAGGCCUUCACCCAGGCGGUGGUGGGGGCUCACGCGCAGGUGGCGGCGAUGCAGGCUUGCCAUCAUGGGAUCGUUACAUGAAUUCUGCCGAAGCAUAUAUGGUGGAUUACAUGCGUUCCAUGCAUGGACAGCUUCCACCGUUGCCAUUCGUUCCACCUUUUGCGCAACUUCCACUCUCUGCUUCCGGUUCAGGCGCUUUACCACCGCCCGGACCACCGUCGAUGUAUGAUCAGCUACCGCCACCAGUGCGUUACUACGAUGGACCACCACUGCCCGAUUACCCGCCGCCUCAACCGAUCAGGCCUCCACCGCCUGGUUUUGACAAAGCACCAUCUUAUGAGGAUUUCGCAGCUUGGAAGAAUGCAGGCCUACCAACGUUACCAGAGGGCAUGCCGCCAGGCUUUCCAAGCUUUGGAAGUAGCGCUGGAGCAUCAUCACCCAACGGUGGAAGCACUGGUAUUGGGGGCUCAAGCUCUACAGCAGGUGGUGGCAGUUUUUCAAGUUCCGCCAACAAUAUGGGCGCAGGCACAAAUAACAACGGUGCCAACAGUUUUCGCAGCAGCAGUCAACGAACUAACAAUUCAAAUAUGAUGCGUCCACGUGAAAGAGCCGGCGUCCGGGAAUAUCGUGGACCCAGCGGCGGCAUAAGUGGCGGCUCAGGUUCCCGUAGCGCUGGUAAUGAUAGACAUUUCCGCGCAGGUGGUGGCAGUAGCGCCGGUGCUCGUAAUUAUCGCGAUGGCAGACGCUAAGACAGCGAUGUGAAAAUAAAUUAAAUAUUAAAAUACACAAAUAAAGGUGUAUAGUGCAGCAUAUGCAGUCCAGACGACUGCGUUGCAAGCCUCCUCCCACUGUGUAUGAGAAGCAAAUCAAACAAAGCUCGUAAGAUUGAAGGUUUAAAGCCAAGUGUAAAAGAAAAAAAAGAGUGCGUAAAGAUAACUGAAUAUUAUAUGAUGAACAAAUAUCCUAAAAAGUAACCGCUUAAAAAGCACGCUGUAACCUCUUCGUGUUCGAACUUUGCAAUUGAGAAAAAAAAAAUGUGGUGUGAGAAAACGCGUGAGUAGAUAUAUUUUAUUCAAUGUGUGGCAACUAAAAUCUUAAAUGGUAUUUUCUUCAACUCCACCUCGAUAUUGGAAGUGUUUACAAUUUUGGGCAAAUAAUUAAAAAUUCAUAAUGGGGGAUAAGUGUUCCCUCGUAAAAAAGUGUUACAAUAUCCUAAUCCUCCAAACAAAAACCAAUUGUUGUAAACAUCGAACGAAGCAUAGAAAUGGCGUAUAUGUUUAUCCAUGUUAAUAUUAGACGAAACAUCAAUUUCCAGGAUUAAGUCAACAUCAAAAAUUAAGACUUCAAUUUAUAAUUGGGACUACAAGCACAGGGACUUAAAUACUUGAACUUAUUUUUUAAGAAACACGUCUUUGACUUCUGGUACCCUUUUCGUCUUUCUAUCUCGAAUGUUAAGCUUGUUGAGAAAUUAAAAAGAUAAAGCUACGCACACAUAGAUACUAAGAAAGUAAAGUCCUUUCUUGUUCAAAUUCUGUUUUUGACAUUUGUUUUAUAAAAUAUCGACUUGCAGUCCCAAAUUAUACAAAUGUAUUACUUCAGUUUUUCGUUGCAUCAAUUACACAUAAAAAGAUGAAUGACUAAAGUUAAUUUUAAAAGUAGUACUACAUACUUACAUUAUUAAAUUAUAAUUACACUGCGUCGCGCGUAUGCAGCGUUAUCAUGGUAGAAGGAAUGAAAGUUGACAAACUCUUUCGAUUAUAAAUACAUGCAUAUACCUACAUACAUAUAUAAUUUUAAAUAAUAGUUAAUAAUUAUACGUAUCGUAAAAUAUAAAAACCAACACAUAUGUGAACUUUAUUUGCUAAACGAAGGCGGAGAGGUUGCAAUAAAUAAUGUUUUCCCUCUUAGAGGGAAACAUACGAACUGUUGUGAAAAUAUGGACUGUUUUGACCGGUUUAAUAAAAAGACGCUUACCCAGCUUCCAUUCCUCUUGAAAUUGUCUGAAUUAUCAGCUUUCCCCAAAAAAAAAAAGAAAGAAAAAAGAAUUAUAAUGAGUGCUCAAUCAAGAUAAAUCAUUGCAUUAAACUCAAUGAAAAUUUAUAGAAAAAAGAAGCAAAGUGUGUGCAGUGUAUUAAAUCCAAGCAAUCAACAAGAUAUACAAAGAUGACAAAAAUUCAGCAAGAAAAUCCUUAAAGUGGCAAAAAAGUGUUUGUGUUGAGAAAAUUAUCAAUAUGUUGCCAUUUAAACCUUGUUCUGCUGAAGGCAUUUCCGGAUUUUAAAAAUCUGUUGGGACUUCACCAUUCAAAAAACUAUCCUCUUCUUCAAAUUUAAUUGAAGGAGUUAAUCACACCCCCUGAACUUACCAAUAAGAACAUUUUCGCUUGUGUUUAAACAACAUAAAAAAUGGACUGCUCAAAAUGAUGAUUAUACGAAAAAUUUCGUAUGCUAUUUCACCAGUGCAUCAGUUUGACUUUUGGGAUUCGAGCUUAAGCGCUCUUGAGUCCCAUAUAGUUCUCGCAUUGCUUUCAGCACAUACCGCACCAUAAACCAUAAAGCCUAAGAAAUCUAUUUAUGCUUUCUAAUUAAAUUAAUUCUUGUCUUUCAGACCUUGCUGACUUCUUAUGGAAAUAGCUGUUUGACAUUUAGCACUCGUGUAUCCUGCAUUGUGCAGCAAAGAUUCGAAAUGAACGUCAACUAUGAAUGUACAUUUGCAAAUGGGACGGAAUAUUUCGUAGCUGGAUGUCUGAGGUAAACUGUAUUUGUUCUAGUGUUGGUAAACUAUUGCUGCGGAAUCUUCGCACAACUCUUGAGAAAAUGACACUAGCAGCAUCCUUAACCAAGAAGGCUGUUUAGAGGGAAGCCCAAAUUUUACUUUUGCAAUGGGCAGUUACAGGGGCAGAACUCAGCGUUAUGAUUAAAACAUUCCGUUAGACUACCGAAAAUUCGCAGGUAAACCGACAUAAGUGGAAAAGGUGGGAAGAGCAUUUGAUGAACAACCUCGCCUCUGGUGGGUGUAAGUUUGCGAAAACGCUGAAAUCGCGAAACGCGAUGAUGAAAAAACCUGAGCUAUUCUGGGUAGCAGUUCACACUGCGUUCUUUGGUGGAUCAACCCAGACGUCGAGUGACUAGAAGAUAGCACAACAUCGGAAAGCCUAGUGCGUUCCUACCUUUCUCAAUCGAUUAAGUUCAUGUGGCCAUAGGGAAGGCCCGACGAACUAUGGGGGUAGAUACUGUUAACACUUUGGUUUUGGGGUGAGAAUAAGUGUAAAAACACUUAAAACUUGCCCAUACUUUGUCUGCAACCUACAGCUAUUCCCGUACCUUAGGUGCAACCUGACCCUCGCCACGCAACAACAUGGCUUCCGUAAA
This is a messenger RNA of Rhagoletis pomonella (apple maggot), 5079 nucleotides long. It is a transcript of the gene Ythdc1, whose product is annotated as YTH domain-containing protein 1. The record is from RefSeq and is a predicted model, not a curated record. Gene Ontology annotation, cellular component: nucleoplasm. Gene Ontology annotation, biological process: regulation of alternative mRNA splicing, via spliceosome; mRNA splicing, via spliceosome. Lineage: Eukaryota; Metazoa; Arthropoda; Insecta; Diptera; Tephritidae. Gene Ontology annotation, molecular function: mRNA binding; N6-methyladenosine-containing RNA reader activity.